This is a messenger RNA of Carassius gibelio (silver crucian carp), 2614 nucleotides long. Its product is annotated as lumican-like. The record is from RefSeq and is a predicted model, not a curated record. The coding region runs from base 309 to 1343 and encodes 344 amino acids. The transcript is spliced from 3 exons. Gene Ontology annotation, molecular function: protein binding. NCBI's taxonomy places the organism in Eukaryota, Metazoa, Chordata, Actinopteri, Cypriniformes, Cyprinidae.
CUGAAGAACUACAUGUACCAAACUGCUUUGCUACACCUGAACCUUGAUAGAAUCCAUAUGUUUAGAAUCCAGUGAACAACUGCUGACAUCUACACACUAGAACUGCCUCACUGCUGUUUUCUAUCAAUCUUGGGCAACUAAGGUCUGGCUUGAGUGUCUCUGUCUCUCUUUUUUUCUCUCUCUCUCAUUCUUUGCUUUCUCCCUCCCUUACUCUUUCUCUCCAGAGUCCUCGGGCCGAACACAACUCUUCCUGAAGCCGUGAACAGAGAGAGAAGCAGGAAGGUUAGAUUUGAAUAAGUUGUUCAGCCAUGUUUGCUCUUGGCUUCUUCCUGUUGACUGGACUGGUAUGUCAGAGUUUGGGUCAGUAUGAUUACUAUGACCAGUACUAUGUCCCCUCCGCACCACUGGAGGAACCAUCAUCUCCACAUUGCUCCCAGGAGUGUGAAUGUCCCUUCAGCUUCCCCACAGCCAUGUACUGCAACGGGCGCGACUUGAAGUUCAUCCCUAUUGUGCCGAGCGGCAUCAAAUACCUCUACCUACAGGACAACCAUAUUGAGGAGAUCAAGGCUGGCGUGUUCGACAACGCUACCGACCUUCGCUGGCUCAUUCUUGACAACAACAACAUCACCAGCCACAAGAUUCAUGGUGGCACCAUUGAUAAACUGAAGAAACUGGAGAAGCUCCAUUUCAGCAAUAACAGGCUGACCAAACCCCCUAGUUCUCUUUCAAAGUCUCUGGAUGAGUUGAAGUUGAUCGGCAACCAAUUGAGCUCGUUCCCUGCUAACACCUUGUCUGGGAUGGAAAACCUGACCACCCUCCACCUGUCCAAGAACAAGUUGACCACCGAGAGCAUCACAGGUGCCUUCAAAAGCCUGAAGUCCCUUGUUCUGCUGGACGUGAGCGAGAACAAGCUCAAGAAACUUCCCUCGGGAGUUCCACCUUCGCUUCUGAUGCUCUACGCGGACCAUAACGACAUAGACGGCAUUCCCAAUGGCUACCUGGCCAAGCUGCCAGCCCUGCAGUACCUGCGUGUCUCUCACAACAAGCUGGUGGACUCUGGAAUCCCUGCAGGUGUGUUCAACGUGUCUUCUCUCCUUGAGCUCGACCUGUCUUUUAACAAGCUGAAGAGCAUUCCGGAGAUCAGCGAAUCGCUUGAGCAUCUCUACUUGCAAGUCAACGAGAUAAACAAGUUUGACCUUGCAAAUAUCUGCAAGUUCAGCUCCCCGGUCAACUACUCUCGACUCAGGACCCUGCGCUUGGAUGGAAACAACAUCACACACCGCAGUCUGCCAGAUGACACGGCCAACUGCCUUCGCCAGGCCUCAGAGAUCAUCUUUGAUUAAAGUCACACCUCGCCAGUAGUUUAUCAAAUACAUUAAGGCUAUUACUCUUAUUAGACACUCUGAGUGACUUCUGCACGUCUUUAUUCAUGAUUCCGACAAACACAUCUGUUUACAUGCACACUGACGACAAUAUUUUCUCUCUAAAAUGUUGAUGAACACAUCUGUAGGUAAAAUGGGCAGCAGUAGUCUGGAAUCUUGAAAAUCUGGCACAUAAAAUGUCAGUCUUGUAUGGUACUGUAUGAAGAGUAGUAGUCGAAUUAGACAAGAUAUUCCCAUCUAAAGAAAUACAUAUUUGUGAAAAUUGUGAAUAGCCCAGUGUGUACUCCAUAAGAAGUUGCCAACGCUAUCUCACGGCCAAUUCGUACAUAUUUUACGAGGUGGCUUAUUCAUACGAAUUUGUACGACCUCACUCGUACGAUUUUAUACGAUUUGUCUAAACCCCAGUGACGGUUAGGUUUAGGGGCGGGGUUAGGUGUAGGUCAUUCGUACAAAUUCAUACGAAUUGUGCAACUUGUAAAAUACGUACGAUUUGGCAACAAUCGUAUGAAUUUGUACGAGUGUGGCCGUACGAAUUCGUACGAAUAAGCCACCUUGUUAAAAAAUUACGAAUUGCCGUGAGAUCGGGUUGGAAGUUGCACUAUAUGUCAUCUAACUGCAUCUUAAUAUUUCUGCAUGAUAAGUACCCUAAUCAUUCAAAAUUGUAAUCAUGUUAUUAAUAAGCCUGCUGGUAAGGAAAUUAUAUUGUUUAGAAUACAAUUUAUGGAUAAUAACUAUCUAGUUGUAUAUAAAAUUGCUAAAUGUGCAGCAAUGUUGAAGGAUAUCCAACUGAAACUGAGAUCCACACAAAACUAAAAAUUUAAUAGAGUGAAUUUGCUGAGGUUUAGCUAACUGCAAAGUAAAUCUUACGUUUUUUUUUGUUUAUUAUUAUUUAACUGAGGAAUUUCAGUGCCAAAAUGUUGUAUUAAUAGCAAAUUAGUAUCAGCUUGAAUUUAAUUUCUGAACUCUGCCAACAUUUAUACCAUAUUUUAUCUGCAUGCAGUUCAUCUUAUUUUGUAACAGCAAUUGUUUUCAAUUCUGUGGCAAACAACAUUAAAAAAAAUUAUGUAUUCAAUACACAAUUUCACAUCAUCACAAUGUUAGUCGAAUCAUUGAACCACGAGAUUACAGUAACCUUGGCGGACUGUUGUAAAAGUUGUAAUUUCCCUGAUUUGUUGUUAUAUUUUGUUUUAUUUUUUAUUCAAACUUUAUUUGAAUAAACCAGAUUUCUUACA